GUAUCAUUAAUUAUUUAUUUAUUUAUCAUUUGCGUUGCAUCAGCCGUUAGAAGCUGUCUUGCCAUCAUUCUGAUGGUCUGAUGUGUGGUUGCUGUUGCUGUCCUUUUGUAGUGAUUGCACUCUACGUGGCCAUUCGAAAGCAUUUACUGUCUCGUGGUGAAGAGCAGCAAGAAGAAACUACAGCGAUGACUGCCGAAGAAGAGACUCCUGGAGAGCAAAGCCAUCUCUUGAAACACAGUGCAAGCAGCCCUGUUUCAGCCCAUAGUGCGGGCAACAGCAGCCAUGGUAGCAUCCGCCGUUUGGAAGAGAAGGUUCCUUUGUAUGCCAAUCCCAAGCAGAGGCAGCGAUGGGAUGAUGUGCAAAUGCUCCCGCAUGUAAACUGGGGAGACCUGUACUUUGAUUUGUUCUAUGUGGCAGCUGCCUAUCAACUCAGCCACGCCUUCAAAGACUGCCCAACCUGGGAAGGAGUGCUGUACUUUUGCUCCUCCUACCUACCCAUAUUGCUCAUCUGGAACGAGAAAUUGGUAUAUGAUGCUCGAUUUUGUCCCGAUGAUAAUCUCUUUCAUCGAUCCCUGGAAGUUAUCCAUUUGUGCGUCGUGGGGCUCAUCGUAUCGUGCAUUCAGCCAGCAGAAAUCAUGAAGGAUACCGCCAACAAUCCCACCAUGACAAUCUUCACAGGAGCCUACUUGGUAAACAAUGUUCUACAAGCGUGGGUCCUUUGGGAUUUGCGUCGCAACGUCAUUGGUGGCCCCGAAGCCAAAGCCUGUGCUCUACAUGAGCUAUAUCGAAAACAAGUUGGAGCCAUCUUGACAGCUGUAGCCUUCAUCAUUUCUGCCAAGGACUAUUACUUUACAGUGACCAAUGAGCAAAAAGCAGCGAGCUACGCAGAGGAAGAAGAAGAGGGCAACUAUUUGCCAGCCUGCUUGCUCGUUCUCGGCUUCGUGACAGAAAAUAUGUUCUUUCCGAUGCUGCACCAGACUUACAUAAUUCGACGGGGCAUUUCACACAAAGAGGUGUAUGUGCCCAUCAACCUCGAGUUUACAAUUCACAGGAUUGGAGAAUGGGUCAUGCUGAUGCUAGGAGAAUCUGUCUUGAGCAUUCUGACCAUUCCACAAUCCAAAUCGACAACUACCUUUUCUUAUUCUGUGGCUUUCUUCGCCGGCAUUCUGACUGUGACCAUGUUCCAGUAUCUGUUCUUUCGAACCCAACCAGCCGAAGCCAAGGAUCAUGCCAUGCGACGCAGCCAAAGUGGUGGAUACAUGUACUUUUACUCCCACAUGUUUUACUCUGCGUCUCUGAUAUUGGUGGGUUGUUCCUACAAAAUGAUGCUGUCAGAGCAAGAAAUGCUAGACCAAGCAGAAGAAGAACAAGUGGACUACGACAUUAGGGAACGCAUCGCUUUGGUCUAUGCCUGGGCACAGUUUGGUUGCUUCAUUGCUCUUGAUCUUGUCACCAUGAGCCAUCGUGGGGUGAAGGCAAACUUUCGCCGUUUCCUUGUUGAACACAAUGACGGAGUGGCGAGAUGGGCUAAGGUCCCUCUCAUGAUCUGCAUGUUGGAUAUAGUGUUGAUUGUCUUGACCCUCAAUCUGCGCCGUGUUCAUGACUUGACCAUGCUGUCUCUGGCAGGAUGUUUGCUGGUCUUUGGCCAAGUGAUACUCCGCACUAUUGGACUCAAGUACUUCCCUGUGACCAUUGAUCAAAUGCAACGAGCCAUUCAUCCGGACGACUAUUGCAGUCUUGGCAGUGGAGGCAAGGACGGCGAAGACCACCGACGAUGGCCCAAUGUUACUGAGCCAACUUCGGCUCCCUCUCACAAAUAGGAGGGCCCAUUGAUUGGUUUUCUUGUUAAUGUAGCUGUAAUCAUAUUAGUGUUGUACCGGUGUUGAUAAAUACGCUCCAUUCUAGAUUAAAGCCCAAUAAUCGCUAGACUUGUUCAUCGCUUGUAAAUUGCACUUACU
Messenger RNA from Seminavis robusta, 1958 nucleotides. Lineage: Eukaryota; Bacillariophyta; Bacillariophyceae; Naviculales; Naviculaceae. The record is from the annotation of a GenBank genome assembly.